AAUGAUUUGUGCAUUAUUUUGAUCAAGUAUAUUAAACGACGAAUUAUUACGUCACUUCCUGAUGAAGUCGGGCAGUAGUAAAAAAAAAUCUGGUAGCCAUGAAUUUCAGUUAGCUUGCCACCGACCACUGCUGAGAUCACUCGUGUAAAACCAUCCAUGUCCAGGCACAAGAAGGAUUUUUGGAUAGUUUCGCUGCUUCUGCGUACACCCAGCGGCACACCAUCCCGCCGACCAGUCUACUGUGAAUCGGAUCCAGCUGGCUCGGAUACAAGGCUAGAAGACCUCGGCACCUUGGUGUGCCAGUUCAUUUCAAGACCAAAGGAUUUCUGAAUCCAGAUUUGUACCAGAAGAUGAACGGCCUGUCUGUACGAGAGCUAUGCUGCCUCUUUUGCUGUCCCCCUUGUCCCAGCCGCAUUGCAGCCAAACUGGCUUUCCUGCCUCCAGAGCCCACCUAUGCUUUACUCCCUGACCCAGAUCCGGGCACGGGCGCCGCAACCGUUUCCACAUCCAGCACCGGGGCCACCCCAUCUUCCCUCGGUGCCCCCGGAUUGCGCUCCCGACUGAGCGCUGGUGGUGGUGGUGAUAGAGGAGGGGGAGGAGGUGGAGGAGGGGGAGGCGGCGCGGCGGCGGGGGCUGCUGGUACCGGGGGCAGCAGUGGCAGUAGUGGAAGCGAAGGCAGGUGGAAGUUGCAUCUCACAGAGAGGGCCGAGUUCCAAUAUUCGCAGAGGGAGCUGGACGUGACGGACGUGUUCCUGACCAGGUCAAGCCGAGGGAACAGAGUCGGAUGCAUGUACAUUCGCUGCGCCCCUAGUGCAAGGUUCACAGUGUUGUUCUCCCAUGGGAAUGCGGUGGACCUGGGUCAGAUGAGCAGCUUCUACAUCGGUUUAGGCACACGCAUCAACUGCAACAUCUUCUCCUACGAUUACUCAGGCUACGGCGUCAGCACUGGCAAGCCAUCUGAGAAAAACCUCUAUGCCGACAUUGAUGCUGCCUGGCACGCCUUGCGCUCCCGGUAUGGCAUCAGCCCUGAGAACAUUAUCCUGUACGGGCAGAGCAUUGGCACGGUGCCUACGGUGGACUUAGCAUCACGGUUCGAGUGUGCUGCUGUGGUCCUCCACUCUCCUCUCACCUCUGGCAUGAGAGUGGCCUUUCCCGACACUAAGAAAACCUACUGCUUUGAUGCCUUCCCAAACAUCGAGAAGGUGUCAAAGAUCCCAUCUCCCGUGCUCAUCAUUCACGGUACAGAGGACGAGGUGAUCGACUUCUCUCAUGGCCUGGCCCUUUUCGAGCGCUGUCCCAAGGCCGUGGAGCCCCUCUGGGUGGAGGGAGCGGGCCACAACGACAUUGAGCUUUACAGUCAGUACUUGGAGAGGCUAAGGCGCUUCAUCAAUCAGGACCUGGCUGCACAGCACGCCUGAGAAAAACAAAACAGCCUCCGUGUUUGUGUGUGCGUGACGUUGUGUGUGAGCGUGUACGUGCGCCUGUAAGCGUGUGAGAGAGGGUAAAGGCAUGUUUGCAACCAAUGUGUGAAACAUACCUAAGAAAAAGAAGUAUGUUUGAUUUUUUAAAAACUAGUUUUCUUUUGGUCACAGCCGUGUGUCUCUGAAGCAGCACACUUGCAGGUUAAAACACACGUGUUGUUUCCUGUUUUUAAUGUGAGAGCCUUUUUUAAAAACUCAUCAGUGUUGGAGAAACACUAAAGACAAGAACCGAUAUGAAGCAUUUCCACAAAAAGCAGCGUCCAACCUGGAGAAGUCACGACUCAGCUGUAAUUUGUCCACAUCUUGAAUCGGAGAGAAAAAAAAGGAAAAAAAGCUUCUUUUUUUUGUUUGCCUCUAAAGGCACACAGAUGCGUGACAUGUUGGGGAGUGCACGUGCUACGACGUGAGUGUGGCGUGUACAUUCGUAUCCCUGUGGAUCUGUGACGCCUGAAUAUUGUGUAUCGCGAUUACCGAUGGAAAUGAAGGACUCCUGAUGACGGCUGCAAGUGUAGGAGUCGGAUGGAGACUUCUCUACACUGAUGUUUGUGUUUAAUUUUCUUUUUUUUUUUGUGUGUUUGUAUGAAGAAUACCUCCACAGCUUGACCCGCUCUCUUUCCGUGGGACUAACUGGUCAAGCAUGUGCUCCUCUCCUGCUCUCCUUGUUUACCUUUUAAUGGACAUCCAUUGGACUGCCAGGGCAUUUCCCCAAGUCGUUCAGCUAACACUAACCUAGUCUUUACGUUUGGUUUGGGGGUCCACCUGUGGUCCUCUCGUUGUCGGUUCUAUCCUGGAAUAUUUUCACAACUUGCACGGCUGUUGGGUGUCUCAUACUUUCCCUUAUUUUGGACUCUGAGAAAGUCGUAGAAUGGCCGGCUUCCAUGUCAUUACCUGGCCCUUUAACUAUUCAGAAAAGCAUCAACUUUAUAAAGGGAAUUAACAGGAUUUUCCACUUUAGGGACAUUAUCCCCAGUGCUACACUGUUAGCUAUAGAAUAGCAGGUGUACUACGCCAUUUCCAUGCCUCAUUAGACUGUUUGGCUCUAAACAGAGUGUUUUAGAGCCUUUGUGUACUAAUGGAUGGCAUUAAAAGGUUUGACAGUGCAAAUGAAUAGGACGGAUUUAUGGAUAAGUUUUACAUCUCGUCCUUUUAUUUUUAUUUUAUUUUUGUAAAUCUGCUUAUUUGGUUUACUGCUGACAUGUUACCAAUUGUCUCUAUUAAGUGAGUCCAGCCAGGCGAAAAACAUCUCGGCACAUUGUGCACAGCUGGAAACGACUGGUUUUUCUCUUUGUCGUCUGAAAGGGGUUGUGUUGUCAUCCAGCCAUUAGCAGGCAGGGAAAUGGGCACAUUUUCAAAAUGUCAAGCUACACUUCUAAGUUUGAAGUGCUUCAGUGGAGUUUUUGUGAAUAAUUCUGCUCUUUGGAGCUCGAUGCUGUUGUCGGAUUUGGAGACUUUGAUGAAAAAAGGGGGACAAAGUAGCUGCUUGGUUCAUCAAAUUUUUUGGAGUUUAUGUCCACUUUAUCCAGAAAUAUUAUGAACUGUGGGAACUAUACUGAAUAACUUCUAAUCGUGUCUUGUUUUAGUAGCACUCAUCACCAUGUUUAGCCAGUCUCCUUGUGCACAGUCACCCUCAGCACAUUUUUUAUUUUAUUUUUUAAAGUGUUUGUCUUGAUAUAAAGAAUCCUGAUGUGUUUGACUUAGUGUGCAGCCAUGAUCGUUUCAGAACAGUACUUGCAAUUAUUAUAAUUAACAAUGUGAUUUGGAUCAGGUGCCAGGAUGGGAAAUACUGGUUGCUUACUGGUUCUGGAUAACCUCUGUGGCCCUAAACGUACAGGAGCUCUCUUAUGGGUGGCAGCACGCUUCAAAGUCUGACCCAAGCCAUAUUUGAGCCUCUCACUGUUUGUGUGGUGCAGGUUCCACCACACAUAUAUACACACACGCACACACAAACCUUAGCGCAUCAUCACACACAUGCAAACACAACACACACGUGCACACACUCGUAUAUUUACACAUUUAUAUAUAUAUAUAUAUAUAUAUAUAUAUCGGAUCAAGCAUGACAAAAGCAGGUCUUAAGUUCAGCACUAUUGUAUAAAGCAUCCAAAGUGUAAUAAGGGUAUAAACUGUAAGUCUUUGCGUCUUUUUCAUUUUAUUUGCUGUGUUCUGCAGGCUAGCAUCAAGGAUACAAGUUUUUUCUGUGCAGAUAAGUACUAACGGGUCGUGUGUACUGAGGCACUACGAGAAGGUGGUUGCUGUGCCAGGGACCCAUCAGUUUCAGUGGCGAUUGCUGCGUUUUGUCAAAGGGAACAUUUAUUAACCUGCACUGAUCUGAUUACUCCAUUUUUGGGAGUGCAAGUGGGUCUCUGUUAAGAAGAAAAAGGGUCACAAACACCUCUUCCUUCCUGUCAUCGUGUUGAACAGGGGAAUAUUUCCACUCUCAUCCUGUGCUUUUGCAUCUGAAAACUGAACGGUGGACGUCUGUUACCUUCUCAAACGAGGGAUCUGAGCCGUCUGAUAAAUUCGAGAGAGCCAGCGCGCCUCUCUGGAAGCGAAGGUAGUCCUCCAGAUUUUCCCGGACGGGUUGGGUUAUCAGGGAAACCUCUGGAUCCACUUUUCAGUCACGUUUUUUUUUUUUUUUAAAAAAAAAAAAAAAAAAGGAAAAAUAUAUUAGAAAAAAAAAGGAACAGGGUGGAAACUGAAACUUGCUGUUUUAUCGAUGCACCACUAUGGUUGAAGUAUAUUGUAUCCUCUGGCCUUGAAUGUUUAUGGGGGGGUUGGGAGGGCUGGGGUGUGAGCAGUAAAAACUGUAUGCAUGUCUGUUGUGUUUUGCAGAGCAAAUGACGGGACGAAAUGUUAUCUAUUGUGUAGUCUAUGUGAGGGUAAAGCUGAACUCAUGGCAUUGGAGCAUUGAAGAGCUGAAGAAAAAAAAAAAAGAAAAAAAAGGACUUUAUUAGAAUUUUUUAUUGCUGAUACUAACUGAUGUACUGUUGAGUUUUGUGCUAGAAUUUGAGUGGGU
Molecule: messenger RNA, 4494 nt
Organism: Menidia menidia (Atlantic silverside)
Lineage: Eukaryota; Metazoa; Chordata; Actinopteri; Atheriniformes; Atherinopsidae
Source: the annotation of a GenBank genome assembly